This is a messenger RNA of Homalodisca vitripennis (glassy-winged sharpshooter), 336 nucleotides long. RefSeq lists its product as uncharacterized. The record is from RefSeq and is a predicted model, not a curated record. The transcript is spliced from 2 exons. The annotation marks the transcript as partial. NCBI's taxonomy places the organism in Eukaryota, Metazoa, Arthropoda, Insecta, Hemiptera, Cicadellidae.
AAAGAUUGGUUCAACUGUAAUAGACUUAAGAUAAAUGAAGAAAAAAACCCAGACGCUGCUUUGCACUCUGAAGACUGGGGUCCCCUUCCAGGAGGCGGUAAAGCUGUUGGGGUUCUGGCUGGACUCUAAGUUAAGUUGGAACGACCACUUAUCAAAGUCACCUGAUGUAUGGCAUUGUGCUGUGGGGACAUUCCCCGGCUGUUCGGGAUGUAUUGCUGCUGCAGAAAAAGGCCUUAAGAAUCUUAACAUCAUCGGCCCCCGCGCGAACACUGCCGGCCCCUUUUUAUGGAACUCGGCGUUCUCACCGUAUACAGCCAGUACAUCCUCAACACCCUG